UCCCUAAUUCUGUAGUGAAGACUCCUGGGAGCUGGGAGGGCAUGUACCAUGAUGCAGGGUUUGUGUGUGCGUUGUGUUUUGUUAGCCAGACAAUUUCGAUUUCCAAAGACACUGACGAGAAAUAUCGAAAUGUAGCAAAUAAGAAACGCCGCAAUGCGACGAGAAUGAACAACAAUAAAUACGGGGCUUCUUCAGAGCAAAUAUCAAAAUGAUAGAAGUAUCCCAAAGGAAUUAAAUUACGAACAAUCAGCUGUCAUUAGUCAAUGAUCUAAUGUCUCCAGGGUGUUUUAAAGUUGCGUUCCGAACAAAUAGCUGAACAGGAAUUUUAAUUGGUUGUCUUCAUUUCCUUUCGUUGCCACAAAUAGCAUAAAUAUCGCUGUUCCGUCCAAUUGACAUAAGAGUGCUGUUGACAAUUCCGGAGACUUGUCAUGCAGAGAAAGGCACUUAGGUACGAACACCCCUUCACACUUUUCAUUUGCAUAUCGACCAAUCACGACCUGCUUGUAGUAAGCCAAAUAACCUUGAAGUGAAGAUUCGAUAUUUAACAGAUGCCAGGAAGCUUCCAGAAGACCACAUUGAAGGUAGAGAAAGAGUAUAGUAUUUUAUGCGUCUAGAUAUCUAUUAUUAUUUUUAAUAAGAUUGCGCCUUACCGCAGUUGCAUGUUGGCCCGCGCUUGUCUGUGUUGUGUAUCUUACUUUGAUUGACUGUUGUGUAUUUUACUUAUCCUGGAAAUCCAAGACUGUGUUGUGACUUGUGAUAUUUUGAUUUCAGCUGUCGCAACUAAACUCUCUCGUGUUGCAGUUUGUUUGCUUGUCGUUUUCUGUGCUCGCCUUUUUCGGCGUUUUGUUUCGUGACUCUGUUAAGCAUUUUGAGAUAUUUGUGGCUUGGGGUUGAUCAGUCAAAUGUGCGUCUUGCGAGGUAAUUGCAUGUUCAUUUAACACUGGUUUCUUCUUGGCUGAAUGCGAAGAGUUCGAUGAUUGAGAACGGAGUUGCCAUCUGCAAAGCAGUCUGGAUUUGGCUAAUCAAAUUUUCUGCUACAUUGUGCCUGGUAGGUUUCAGACUGAAGCAAGAGUGAAGCUAAAAGUUCACGCGCGAACAUCUCCAAAGACAAGUUCUCGAUAAAUUUUUUUGAUAAAGUUGCACUUUGAUCAUAGCACCAUUUCAAAAAUAUCCGCUUAAAUAAUUUCCAGCAUGGGAUUGCGCAUUUGUGUUACAUGGGGGAGGGGGUAUAUGCCCCCUAAAAUUUUCAUUAACAGCUAGAUUUUUUAAAAUUGGAAAAAUGUCGGUAUUUCGAAGUCUGUUUCUACUAACUUUAAGAAACUCGACUGUUAAUCUGAAAUGAAUUGUCAGAAAACAUAGUUAAACGUAUCCUAAAUAUAUAAAAUGUUAUCAAAACGCCGAAGAAAACUCUUUGUUUGUUAUAAUUGUAACUUUAGGGGUAGACACUGGUAAAUAAACCCAUCUUCUGCAUAUACUAGUUCGGUAGGUAUGCCACUUGAGGGCCUGACAUUCUAACGAAAAUAAUAGAAGCACGGUUGGAAUAUCUUCCAAGAUCGAGAUUUCGCGAAGAUCGAAGCAUGACUGAGAGGUGUGAAACAUAGAAGGCGGCAUUGUAAAUAAAACAACGUUGGUGCGGAGAUAGGCUCAGCGUGAAAUUCUCCAGGGAGACAAGCGACAAACACCACAUUUCCGUAAAUGCCUCAUUGCAAACUACAAUUAUUAUUUCAAUUGUCCACAAUAAUGUCUUUGAACUAGUCCACAAUAAUUACAUAUUUAAUUUAAAGCGGCCGCUUUACACUUGAUAACUUUAUUAUCAUUUCCUAUUGUUUUAUGGUUUUCAGGGACUGCAUUUUAGGCAAAUUAUUCACGUUUGAAGAGCUCAUAAAUCAACAUGGUCGCUUGGCAGAGCUUUAAAUACAUACAUAUUUACUGAAAAUUCUGUCGUGAUAGUUACGUGCGUUGAAAUAAAAGGUCUUUUCAGAUUAAUUUCGGAAUUUGUCAGUUUUGAUAUCUUUAUUUUAAGUGUAACGAAAUCUUCUCGUCUCAGUAUCCUGCUUUGAUAGAAAAGUUCUUAUAAAAGAUUGCUAUUUUGAAAAUCAAUACGCCUGUAACGCUGGCAUUCAAUAGUUCCGUAAUGCAAUCUCUUAAAUUUAUUCAUGUCAGUGUUUAUUAUCGUUCACACUAUUGUCAAACUAACAGUAAGAAAGGUUAUUUGAAAGGAUAACGAAAUCCUAUUCUUCGAACCAGAUGCAAAUGUAUUUGUAUCAACUUUAACAGGUUUUUAAAGGCAUGGAGUUGGUGAUAUGGUCAAUAGUUGACUUCAACUUGAAGUCAUUUGCUUGCGGUGUGAUCCCCGUAGUUUAAAGCGAUCUUCGCAAACUAUCUAUUUUCAGUCGAUCGGUAUCCAGUAUUGCAGCACGAAAAUCAAGACCCUUGCGUUUUUAGGUAUAUAUUCUCUGUUUUUAUAACUUGUUAAUGCUAUCGAUGAAAAGGAACCAAUUUUAAAUGUAUCAAUUAAUCAAGCUAGUCAAUGAAUCAAAUUUAACGUGAAUCAGUGGCAGUUUUUCCUGCUUUGUGUGAAUUUAACACCCCCAUAUUUUCUUAACGUAAAUUAAUGCCCCCCCCGGCAUUUCUGUGUUUUACAUGCGUGUCUCGUUGAUUACUGGGUUUUCGGUUUCACUGGUAUAUGUUUAUCAACACCGUUAAAAGUUAACGAUCGUUAAUGUCUCAAUUAACAUCGAUAUCACCCUGAUUCACCCGUGGUCGAGUAAGCUCGAUAUUUCCUUUUCACUAGAUUUGAAUACAUAAUGUUUAUCACAUGGAUGUUCACAGAAUGACAAAUGGGCUUGGAAUUUGCAAAUGCAAUUAAGAAAUAUAAUUUUCGGUUGUUACUGGAGUAAUUACCUAAAAUGUAGGAAACAGGCAUGAAUAUUUUUCUCGUCUGACUGGAAGAAGAGUCUGUGGGAACAGCGCUUUUAUUGCGAAUUCCUAACUUGCGCCAUUAAAUGGUCCACUUGUUAUAAAUCACAAUAUUUUGCUGCAUCAUACCUAAUCUGCAAAUUAAGCCCGUGACUUUUUUGGAGUACAACAGUUUGCAAAGCCCGUUUACCCAGUCUAGCACCUCUCGUGGUUUUUUCCGUAACCUGAAAAUCGUAAAAUGAUUUGCUCAUAGUCUUUCGCUUAUAUAUCAGCCGCAUCGUAUCAUUAAUCAAAAGUACGCGGAAUAAAACAAAAGCAAAUGAAGCAACGAAGCUAACAUGGUUGCUAUAAAUUCUCGUUCAUUGAUCAACCGGAAGUGCUGUUUCCAGUGUAAGAAAACAUCCUCCUGCCGUGAGAUUCCUGUGACUGACGUAAACGGAUUAAGUUUGCUUACGCAAGAAGAAGAUAAAGGUUAAUGCACGAAAUACCUCUGGCAACACCAUUUAUGACGCAUAUACCACUGCAUACCGCAGUAACAGCAAAUGAUUUGUGGCAAAACCAAGGAUCUUAUGUAACAUGCCAGUUUUGAAAUAACUGACAUCUUGUCUUCCCUAUUGAUUGAUGUGAUGUGACGUAUAUAAAAGAUUUCUCUGUGUUGGCCUAAGGCCCCGUUUCCAUUACUCCGUUUUCGUAUGAAAAUUGAGUGGAAUGUCUCCAUUUUUGGGUUGGUGUUUCCAUUGAAAACCAUCGAAAACGAGACAUUUGAAAACACUGUUCAAAGUGGAGUGGUUUGAAAACGAAGACAUCUGAAAACGCAUCGUUUUCAACGGAAACAACGAGAACGGAGUCAUUCGAAAACGCCACAACAACAACAACCAACUUGGCGCCAACAUCAAAGUAAUCAACUUGGCCACAAGCCUGAUCGUGUUCUGUAGUGGAACCCUUUAAUGACAACUCUGUAAGCAAGACCGUCGACCAGAAAAUGGAAGCAGAUGGCAGUUUUGUCGGGCUUGCAUACGACUAUGGAAAAUAUCCCAAAAUUGUUGCUGUUCACAGUAAAACGGUUCAGGAGCCAUCUACUAGUCCAGAUGCACCCAUGUUUCAUCCUAAUCGACCGCAGUUUUCUCAAAGCUCGAUCGUCUCGUUAGAACACACGAGAAAACAAAUGUCAAGUGAGCUUCAAUACCACCCAAGUCAAGGGCGAUCAAUGAUGGACCCUCGUCGACACUUUCUACAGUCCAUGCAGUACGAUGAAGCAUUAAGGAGACAAGGUAUCGCAAGAAACCCUAAAGAGGGUGCUGAUUUUCUGCACCCUGGUGUAACGGUACCUUUUCCUCCGACCAGCAACGCUAUUUUACGGAUGCAGUUUAAUCAUUAUCUGCAAGAGAAACAUAAGCAUAAAUAUGGUGUGAAUUAUAAUGGAUAUUGGGUUACACCAGUUGAUUCCGUAUCUUUUAAGCAUGCUCCUCAGCUGCCUUACCAACCCGAAGAAGUAAUGACACAUCCGUGGGUUGAUCCAGCCAUGCUUGAUUCUCGAUAUUUUCCGCAACAACCAGCUAUGAAAAGGCAGAAGUUGACACAUGAUAUUCCAUUCAUUUUUCCUACCGUUCCCUGUAAUGGACCUGUUCGAAAUGAUAUUUUCCAUGAUCAGGGCAUACCCGGCUUGAAUGUCUUCCCCAGGGUCAACCCUGACAUGGUCCCUGCAAAUCCUGUUUUUCCCCACUACCGUCAGGGAUUCUGUAGCCAAAAUUUACCUUCUGAAAUCCUAACAGAUAAUUUAAAGCGUAAGUCAAAUCACGAUAAUGAAAUAAUUCAAAAGUCAGCCAGUGUUGCACAAGAUCUAUCUCUCGAGGAAAAGUAUGAUGGUAGCAAGCACAAAAAUUUUCCCAGUCAAAUUUCGGUCAAAGAAGAGGCCAGUCCUGAAAUGAAUAUCCAGGUACCUUAUGCGAACAAUGGAGAGAGUAAUGCUGCUUAUAGGAGCAAUGAAGAGAGCAAAAGUGAUUUCAAAAGCAGACAAGGUACAAAUUCUAACACACAUAACAUGUCGGAGCUUCCAGAGUGCAAAGUCUCUACAAAUUAUUUCCAAAGAUCAAACACAGCCGGGCAGGAUCAUCCCGAUAUGUCAUCAGAAUUCCUCAAAAUUCUUCGCUCAAAGGAAUAUAAUAAAGAUUUCACACGUCUGCUUCUCCUUGAGAAUAAAGGGGAUCUUCUUGAAGUUUUGAGGUAUACUGCUGACCAUAGCCGGGCAAGCUUACUCUUUGUUGUCCGUAGACUGUUGUCACGUAAAUGCCUCGAAAACGCGUUGAUUCUUCUUGAAAAUAUCAAGAAGUUAGAUCUUACCGAAAAAGCGAAAGAAAAAGUACUUUCCGUAGUGCAAGAAAAAAUAUGGGGCUAUAAACCUCGUCUUGACCUGUGGGAAAAGCCAUGUGAAUCUUCCAUGGAAGCAAGAUGCGAUGUGAGGGCUGGUAAUACUAAUCAUGAUCAAGUUGAGAAUUUUGAUGAGUUGCGUGAGAAGACCUACUGUGAUGAUCAAGAAAAGUUGUCAAAUUUUUCUGAAGAGGCGAAAAUCAAACUUGAAGAAAAAUCCAAUGAUACAUGUGAGCCGUUUUCAGAGGGUGAAAGCAAUGACCUGUCGCAUUCCAAAAAGCAAGGUGAUAUGAUUUUAGAAACGGUUAAAAAAGAGAGGGUGACAAAAACAUGCAUGGUAGAAACAGAUGAACUAAUUGCCGUUGCGAAUGUGUUGCCAAAGAGAGAAAAUUUAUUGCAAGGCAAUAAAAGUGAUUCGGCCAAAGAUGAAUGCAUGCAAGUUAAAGAGGAGAAAACUGACUAUACCAAGGAAGAAGGUACUCAAAAAGAGCGUAUGCUUAAACGAAAAACUGCAUUUUCAAGUGUUUGUCAGGAGCUAGAAAAACGCGGUGAAUUUUCAAAAAAUGAAUUGAAAAUGAUAAAGGUAAUGGAAGAAAAUAUCGAAGAAUUGUCAAGUGGAAUAACCUUAUUAAAUGAAGAGGAAUUAGAGCUUCUUGGGAGAGUUGUUGUCCAUUUAGAUGAAUGUGGUAAUGUGGUAAUAAAAGAGGAGAUUUGUGAUGAUGAAUAUUCGAACGAGGCUGAAAAUGAAAACUCAAAUAAAUAUCCAGUUGAGCCUUUAAGAACGAAUAAAGGAAGGUAAAAUUGAAAAUGAAUACGAAGCCCGAUGAAUAAUGUACUGUUUUUCCUGAAAUAUUCACAAAUUGUAAUUAUAUGUAUAUAUUAUAGAUCGAAAGAAUUUCAAUGUUAUGUUCUUCGGGUAAUGAAAAUUGUGUUCGCAACAUGACCAUAAUUAUGGGUGUUUGAAAGUAUAUGGCUUCCUAAAAACGACAACGGGUCUAAAAUGUUCUGUUUGUAAAUCAUGUUAACGUUUUGUUGGUUUCGCUUGCUUUUUAUGAAAAUCACGAAAUUGAUUUUGCAGUCAUGUUCCUUUGUGUUUUCUACCUACUUAGAUCACGUCAAAAUGAACGAUACCGCCGUGUGCCCAGAUAAUAGCGGAAGCAUUUGAUAUAAUAUAUCAUAAUUUGUAAAGUUAUAUAUGAACAGAAUAAAGAUCCCGAUACUUAUAGACAGAAUUGAGACUGGGUGCGUUUUUGUAACCUCGGUGUAGUCGGAUCACGAAGCAUUAUUUUACACCGUGACUUUAAAGGCCUACGUAUAGCUGUCUAAUUCAUGAACACAGACAGUUUCGUGAGAAAUAUUGGAUUGGCUUUGGCGACCCUGCUUUUAUCUUGCGACGAUUGUAGCUACCGAGAUCAUUGCAUUAUUUUUGUCUUUCUCCUUUUUGAAAUGAAAGAUCGAGAGAGCAGAUCGACACUUCAGUAACUCCUUGUAUUGCAGUUAUAGUUGUUUUGUAUAAGCUCAAACCUGUAGUUUUCCCAUUAAAUAUUUUGUAACUUUUUCCUUAAUUCAGAAGAAACCUAGUUGUAGCAAAGAAAACCAAACCAAAUGCCCUUUUUAGACUCUUUUGGUACCACAAUUUUUCUAUUACAAUCAUCAAUAUUACCAGAUGCUCUCUGUUUUACAUGCAAUUUCAGUUUAAAGUCCCGCCUGCUUCUUCCUAUGCUUUCCUUCGUUCAUAACUGAAUUUCAAGUUCAUCAGCUUAGAGUCUCUGUGAUCUAGAAACGCUUGAAUUUUUACGACACCUCAUUUGGAGGAACGCUCGGUCAUCAUGUGGAAUAUGGAGCAACCUCUUCCAACAAAAACAAUUUAUAGAUGACUACGCUAGACUUCAACAUUAAUUAGCGUCCCGUCCCUCCUCUCAUAUAAAGUUGUCGCUCAUUGGGUCUGAGGAACGUUGUGGCCUCUGAACCCCCCCCCCCCUUUGUAACCACUUCGUUUUUCAACCAACUAAGACAAAUAAACAGGUUUACUAUCUACAACUUUAUACUAUUUGCUGCCUGGUCCGAGCAAAUUUCCUCUACAACAUUCAAGGGGUACUUUUACCCAUUCAAUGGCUUUUAUCGUAGUACUUCACCUUUUCUAUUAUUAUUUUUCCUUAUUAAUUGUUUGUUAUUUUAACACAAUUUUCUUGUUUGGCUUUUGCCUUCUGCACGUUGAAACAUAACCUUACUGCGUUUUUCUGCUAUCGGCGGAAGACCGGUCUGACAUCUUAGCCACACUGGCGGAGCCACGGGGGGGGGGGGGGAAUGGG
Molecule: messenger RNA, 7598 nt
Organism: Rhopilema esculentum
Lineage: Eukaryota; Metazoa; Cnidaria; Scyphozoa; Rhizostomeae; Rhizostomatidae
Source: RefSeq, a predicted model, not a curated record